Peronospora belbahrii is the source of this 1686-nucleotide messenger RNA. The record is from the annotation of a GenBank genome assembly. NCBI's taxonomy places the organism in Eukaryota, Oomycota, Peronosporomycetes, Peronosporales, Peronosporaceae.
AUGACGGAUUUCUCUGCGGUGUGGCGAACAAAGCCGAUGUCAGUCAUCCAAGCCGAGGAAAUCUCGCAGGACAUUCCACGCACAUUAACUCUCUUUGACCUGUGCUGUGUAGGUGUGGGAGCCACCAUUGGCAGUGGUGUCUUUUCUACUGCCGGAUCAAUGAUUAGCGAGACGGCUGGUCCUGCUGCCGUAAUCAGCUGGCUUAUCGGCGGCAUUAUUUGCUGCCUCAACGCUUUUGCGUACAUGGAAUUAUCGACGCGCGUACCGUCUUCAGGAAGUACAUACGCGUACGCCUACUACACGAUCGGCGAGCUGCCUGCUGUCAUCGCCGCGUGGCUGCUGACUCUCGAGUAUGCCGUGUCAGGUGCUGGCGUGGCGCGUAGUUGGGGAGAUAAGGUUGAGGAAUGGCUUAUGGUCGAGUACCCUGACAAGAGCUUCCGUUGGCUGAACCUGCCGUUUGCUAAUCUAAGUGGUGGACUUAUUCAAUUCCUAAGCAUGGUGGUGCUGCUGAUGGGCGUGCGAUUUGGCAAGGUCUUUGUGAACACCGUCACUGUAAUCAAGAUGAGUGUCGUGGUGUUUAUUAUCAUUGCUGGGUUUGCUGCCAUGAAUCCUGACAAUCUGUCACCUUUUAUACCCAAAAGUACCGAGCGAAAUGGUAUAAUGGCCUUUGGGACGCAAGGCAUUAUCACCGGCGCUUCACACGCGUUUUUUGGAUACGCCGGUUUCGAUGAGGUUUGCUGCCUCGCCGGCGAGACCAAAAACCCCAAGAAGACCAUGCCUAUUGCUAUCAUGGCUACUGUGCUAUGCACAAUGGUGCUGAGCGCAUUGUGCUCUCUUGUGCUGGCCGGUAUGAUCGCUUUCACUGAGGCAGCCAGCUUCGGUGACGGAUUUGAGGGCCACGGCUGGAAAUGGGCCGGCACUGUUGUGCGUGCUGGUGAGGUGGUCACCAUGCCUGUAGUGGCACUCAUUGGCUUCCUGGCUCAGCCUCGCUUAAAUUACGCACUUGCUUGUGACGGGCUUCUGCCGCGCAUCUUUGCUGAAGUAAACUCUAAGGGCAACUUGUUUAAGAACACGCUUAUCACGGGUCUGUUCUUCACGGUGAUUGCCAUCGUGGUGCCCUUCGAUACUCUGUGGGAUAUUGUGAACUUUGGUGUUAUGAUGUCGUUCAUUGUUGCCAACGUGUCGCUAAUGUUAGCGCGUAUGAGACCUCAGUCACCAAACCUGGCCGCCAUUCUCGUCGUCGCACUGGUUAUGACUGCUGGGUGUGCAGCAUUCCUGUACCAGGAGGGAUACGAGAACAACUCGUCCCUAGCGUGCCUGAUUCUUGCUUUCGUCUUUCUUGUGAUUACUGUUGGAAUCUCAGUGGCGCUCUUUGUCAAGUGCCCGCAAACUGCCAAUAUACCGGGUCUGUUCGCUGCUCCGCUCGUGCCGUUCAUUCCGAUGACGUGUAUCCUCGCCGACUGGUAUAUGAUUGCACAAAUCAGCCACCUGGCACUGGGUCUUAGUGUUGCUUGGAUGGGUGCCGGAGCGCUCUCGUACUUUGUAUACGGCUUCUUUCAUGCAGAGUCACGCAACAACUGGAGUCGGUUAAUGGGUCAGAACCUGCCUACGCAUGGAGACAGCCUCUCUGUCCACAUGCUCUCGUCCAAGUACACGAUACACGAGCUAAAGCUUUCCGCCGUUUAG